AUGGCACCCACUGCAGCAACUCGGGCCAAAGCCCUCUCGUUAUAUCGCAAGCUUAUGAGAGGGGCUAUGAAAAUGCCUACUCCAAACCGUCAGAACUUUGUGAUCCGUAAAACAAGAGUCGAAUACAAAGCGAAUGUUGGUCUGACCGACCCAGAUGCCAUCAACAAUGCCAUCCGGUUAGCAGACACGAACCUAGACACUGUUUUGGUCCAAGCAGAGCACUUGACAAAGCUAAUGAAAGAUCCAAACUAUCAGGCUGAUAUAUGA
Molecule: messenger RNA, 267 nt
Organism: Cylindrotheca closterium
Lineage: Eukaryota; Bacillariophyta; Bacillariophyceae; Bacillariales; Bacillariaceae
Source: the annotation of a GenBank genome assembly